AUGGAUGCAGUACCUUUUCAGUCCAGACCAAAGAACACAAUUAUUUGUAAGUAUGGUUGGUUUCGAAUACCCUUUACUGUCCAAAAUAACAGGACAGAGGAUGCUAGCAAGCUCCAGAAUGAAUGGGUGUCUCUCAUAGAAAGGUACUGUCCACUGUGCAAGGGUGCCUCACUGCCUCAGGAGGGAUCACAAGGGUGCAUCUCCUCCGAACCAGAUUAUGAGGAUUUUACUGUACCUCUGAAUGAACAGAAAGAGGAGGCCCUCCACUUUAGUAUGAGUUCUGCAACAACCAGUCUGAACAAGUCUUCAAGCCCCCAGACAAAGCCUGCAGAGGGGGAAGCAGCCCCAGCAUCACCAUCUCUUCCACUUCCCAUAAGUAAGGCAGAAGUACCACCAGCCCCACCUGCGUUCCCGCCGCCCUGCAGCCUCUCUCCAUUGACAAAGAGAACCAAAGCCUUUCACUGGGAUGUUGUUCCUUGCGAUAAGAUUCAAAAAUCUGUCUGGGGAUCAUGUGACCCAUGCAAGAAAAAAAUAGACAUAUCCAGACUCUGUGAUCAGUUCCAGAUCCAGGACAUGACAGUAUUUUCAGGCAACGAACCUUCAGUGAAUCAACACAUCAUGUUAGAUCGAAAAGUUGCACAUAACUUCAACAUUUUUCUUAAAAGUUUCCGUAUAAAACCAAGUGAGCUGAAAGAAAAACUAUACAUUGUACAUGAAGAGAGUGGUGGACUUACAGAUGAGCAGAUUACAGCACUAAGAAGAUACAUGCCAACGCCAAAAGACGCAGAAAGGUACCAGUCAUUCAAGGGGUCUCCUUCAGAGCUGCAUGUGGUUGAUCAGUUUAUGUUAGAGAUGUGUAAAAUCCCCCACUUAGGCCAGAGGUUGGAUCUCCUGCUUACCAUACGUGAGCUCCCUGUGAGCAUGAGAGAUUUGGAGCCUCUAAUAAACCAGAAAAUCCAAGCGAGUAAGCAGCUGCAAUCCAGCCAGAAGUUUGUUGCUGUCUUGGAGUACAUUUUAGCCAUUGGGAACCUUUUAAACGAAAAGGCUGGAAAAGAGAAGGCUAAAGGAUUUCGAUUGUCGUCUUUGACCAAAUUGCCUCUGUUGCGGGGUAAAGAGAGGACAUUCACCUUGCUUCAUGCCCUUGUGGAACAGAUCUUCUUACAUGAGCCUGAUCUGGCUGAAUUUUCUCAGGAGUUGACAGAAUUUGAAGCUGUUCCCAAUGCUUCCAUGAAGGGCCUCAGUGCUGAAGUUGAUGUUUUAAAAAAAGAAUUGGAAAAUGUUAUUCAGUGCAGGCGGCUUAUUAAACCCAAGACAAUCAAGGCAACACCCCAGGAGUCACAGUUCUGCAAGGAACUAAAGGAUUUAAUUCAGAAAUAUGAAGGGGAUCUAUCCCAGCUGUCAAAAAGAUGUGAUGAAAUGAAGAAGCUUUAUAGCAACAUACUGGUAAAAUUUGGGGAGCCGCAAGACCUAGACUCUCAGGAACUAUUUGGAUGGAUAUCUUCAUUCAUUAGUGAGUUUAGGAAGGCCUGUGCUGAAGUCAUGCCAUAA
Molecule: messenger RNA, 1548 nt
Organism: Gymnogyps californianus (California condor)
Lineage: Eukaryota; Metazoa; Chordata; Aves; Accipitriformes; Cathartidae
Exons: 12
Coding region: 1-1548 (515 amino acids)
Source: RefSeq, a predicted model, not a curated record